This is a messenger RNA of Trichomycterus rosablanca, 1097 nucleotides long. It is a transcript of the gene slc10a4, whose product is annotated as solute carrier family 10 member 4. The record is from RefSeq and is a predicted model, not a curated record. Gene Ontology annotation, molecular function: bile acid:sodium symporter activity. NCBI's taxonomy places the organism in Eukaryota, Metazoa, Chordata, Actinopteri, Siluriformes, Trichomycteridae. The coding region runs from base 33 to 1097 and encodes 354 amino acids. Gene Ontology annotation, cellular component: membrane. Gene Ontology annotation, biological process: bile acid and bile salt transport. The transcript has 3 exons.
GGGUACCUGAGGGACCUGUGGAUCCAGCGCGCAUGGCGGUGCCGUUCUGGGACUCUCCUCUAAGCCACGGCAUGAACGUGCUGGUGGGCUUCAUCCUGUGCUUCACUAUGCUCGGGCUUGGCUGCACGGUGGAAAUCAGUCAGAUGGGCGAACAUGUCCGCAGGCCGGUUGGGGUGCUGCUUGCAGGUAUCUGCCAGUUCGUCAUCAUGCCGCUGGUGGCAUUCCUACUGGCACUCGCCUUCUCCCUGGAUGAUGUGGCAGCUGUUGCAGUGCUACUGUGCGGGUGCUGCCCCGGGGGCAACCUUUCCAACCUCAUGACCUUAUUCGUUAACGGCGAGAUGAACCUCAGUGUUAUAAUGACCAUCUCUAGCACAGUGCUGGCACUGGUGCUGUUACCGCUGUGUCUGUGGCUGUACAGUAGACCGUGGAUUGAUACGCCGGUGGUGCAGCUGCUGCCACUUGGUGCUGUUACACUCACAUUAUGCAGCACCCUCAUCCCUAUUGGACUGGGAGUGGCUCUCAGGUACUUCUACCCCCGAGCUGCCGACAUUGUGCUCAAGGUGUCACUGUGGCUCAUGCUCAUCACACUUUUGCUGCUAUUUGUCAUGACAGGGGUCAUGCUGGGGCCUGAGCUGCUGGCAACCAUUCCUCCUGCAGUAUAUGUAGUGGCUGUACUAAUGCCAAUGGCAGGCUAUGCAGCUGGUUAUGGCAUGGCAAUGCUUUUUUCACUGCCACCCAACAGCUGCCGCACAGUGUCACUGGAGACUGGCUGCCAAAAUGUUCAGCUCUGCACUGCCAUACUAAAACUGGCUUUUCCACCACAGCUCAUGGGGGCGAUGUACAUGUUCCCACUCCUUUAUGCACUUUUCCAGGCAGCCGAGGCUGGCAUCUUCAUCCUGGUCUACCGUGCAUAUAGGACUGAGGUGCUACGGAAACAGGAACUCAAUGAAGAUGAUGAUGACACCAACAUUACAUAUAAAACACUAAAAGAAGAGGAUGGGCCAUUCGAUGCUGCUUAUGGUUCAGUGACUGUGAGUGAUCCCAAUGCCUUUGAGCUGCAGACUCAGGAAGCAUUAGAAAGCCCCACACCUCUAUAA